CCCCUCCCCCAGACAAACCACCUUUCCGGUCGUGCUGGGUUUUUGUUGUCACUUUUUUCCCCCCCCCAUCUUUGUUUCAUCUUCCACCCAUAAUAUAUCUCACAUCACAUUAUGGCUCCCAUCUCCAUCGCCGACAUCGUCGCCGCCCUGCCGGCCGACGACACCUGGGGCCCCGCCGUGGCGGGCGACAACAUGCUGGACGGCGUGCCGUAUGCUCCUUUCUCCAAGGGGGACAAGCUGGGUCGUAUGGCCGACUGGACCGCCGAGUCGAAGGACCCCAACCGGGCUGGUCGUCAGGCGUAUAACCGGAACUUCAGAGACCAGCAAGUCUACGGCGCCGGCACCUCCAACCUUUUCUCCGUGCAAGUGGCGGAAGACGAAUCCUCAUUCUCAGUGGUGGACAACACGCGCAGCUCGACGAAGCGCACCUUCGGCCGGGGCGGCGGCACGGUCUUCCGGGGCCGGGCGCAGCGCGGAGGCGCCCAGCGCGGCGGCCGCGCGGGUUUCCAGCGGGUCGGCGGCGGCGGUGCGGGCGGUGCUGGUGGUGCUGGCGGUCGCGCCGGCGGAGACCGGUACUACGACAACCGGUCGGGCGGCCGCGGCAACCGGGGCCGUCGGUUCGGAUGGAAGGACUACGACAAGCCGCAGCGGACGCGCGAGGCGAGCGUGGCGGUGCGGCCGGAUUGGACGAUGUUGGAGGAGGUGGACUUCAGCCGACUGUCGAAGCUGAACAUGGAGGCGCCCGAGGGCGAGGAGGUCGACUCCUACGGCUUCCUGUACUACUACGACCGCGCCUACGACAAGGCCCCCGUCAAGAACGCGGAGCGCCGGCUCCAGCCCCUCGACCGCGCCGCCUACAACGUCACCACCUCCCAGGACCCGGUCAUCCAGGAGCUGGCCGACAAGAACGAGGCCACCGUCUUCGCCUCCGCCGACAUCCUCUCCACCCUCAUGUGCGCCCCGCGCAGUGUCUACUCGUGGGAUAUCGUCAUUGUGCACCAGGGCGGCAAGAUCUACUUUGAUAAGCGCGAGGGCGCCUCCCUGGAUCUGGUGACCGUCAACGAGAACGCCGCGGACGCCCCGCUCGAGCUGGCGGACUCGGCGGGCGCCUCGGCGGCCGCUGCCGCCGCGAACAAGCAGGAGGGGGCCGCCAUCAACACCCCGAGCGCGCUCGCCCUCGAGGCCACCUUCAUCAACCACAACUUCGCCCUGCAGACGGUGGUCGAGUCGGAGGAGGCCAAGGUCGAGCUGGCCCACCCGAACCCCUUCUACAACGCCGCCGAGGAGACCGAGCCGCUGGCCUCCAAGGGGUACAAGUACCGGCGCUUCGACCUGUCGCUGGAGCGCGACGGGGAGGACAGCGCCCCCGUGCACAUGAUCGUGCGCACGGAGAUCGACGCGAUCAUGAAGAACCCGACGGGCGGCGAGGACCAGCAGCUGGUGGUCAAGGCGCUGAACGAGUUCGACAGCAAGGCGCAGGGCUCCGGCGGCGCGCUCGACUGGCGCUCCAAGCUGUGGUCGCAGCGUGGUGCCGUCGUCGCCACCGAGAUGAAGAACAACUCCUCCAAGCUGGCCCGCUGGACCACCCAGGCCAUCCUCGCCAAGGCCGACGCCAUGAAGCUGGGCUUCGUCUCCCGCGCCAACCCCCGCUCCGCCGCCGCCCACGUCGUCUUGGGGGUCGUCGGCUACAAGCCCCGUGACCUCGCCACCCAGAUGAACCUCAACCUGGGUAACGGCUGGGGUAUCGUCCGCACCAUCGUCGACCGCAUCCGCGCCCUCGACGCCGACGAGGAUGAGGAGAAGGUCAAGAAGUACGUCCUCAUCAAGGACCCCAACCGUCCCGUCCUGCGUCUCUACAGCGUGCCCCCGACUACCUUUGAGGAGGAAGAGGAGGAGGAGGUCGCGGCUGAGGCGGACGAGGCCGCCGAGGAGGAUGAGGAGUAAACGCUUCUCUCCUCCAGAGAUUCGAGUUGAUGAUUUUGUCCCUGAAUGUUUUGUCCUGUUAAAAGUUCCUAUUAGUUUUACGAACGACCCAUCAUGCUUUCACAAAGUCUGAUUCACCGCUUUUCACACUCAUUCCGUAAGUUGGUCUGCUACGUCCAAGCCAAGUAGAGAGACACGAGGUUGUAUGUAUGUUAGUUAUCCAGCUUCCCAACUAGAACCCCCAAG
Molecule: messenger RNA, 2169 nt
Organism: Aspergillus saccharolyticus JOP 1030-1
Lineage: Eukaryota; Fungi; Ascomycota; Eurotiomycetes; Eurotiales; Aspergillaceae
Product: eukaryotic translation initiation factor 3 subunit D
Exons: 2
Coding region: 112-1944 (610 amino acids)
Biological process (GO): translational initiation
Cellular component (GO): eukaryotic translation initiation factor 3 complex; cytoplasm
Molecular function (GO): translation initiation factor activity
Source: RefSeq, a predicted model, not a curated record